UUGUGUUAUUUAAAGUUUUAAUAUUUGCCUCGCGCCGCUGUUACGUAUCGUUACGUAACCGAGCACCGGGGCAGACGGUGACCGGGGACAGAGCCUCGGAGCCGGCGGAGAGAGCCAUGUCCUCCCGCUCCAGAACCACCAGAACCAGAACCACCAGAACCAGAACCGCCCGGCCCGUGUGAGAGCGCAGCAUGGGGGACCACAGCGGGAUAAACGGACACCCACAGCCCGAGCCCCCGAGCCCCCCGAGCCCCCCGAGCACCGGGGACCCGCAGCUGGACCGGGCUGUGGGGCAGUGGCUGCGCUGGGACAGAAACCCUCUCACUCGGGCUGUGAUCCAGACUCUCGUGGAUCAGAACCAGGUCUCGGAGCUCCGGUCCAGACUCGGGUCCAGACUCAGUUUUGGGACGGCGGGUCUCAGGGCGCCAAUGGGAGCCGGGUUCAACCGCAUCAACGACCUCACGGUGAUCCAGAGCUCCCAGGGCCUGUGCGUGUACCUGUCCAGGUGUGUCCCUGACCUGCAGCAGAGGGGCGUGGUCAUCGGCUACGACACCAGAGCUCAGAGAGAGAGCGGCUGCAGCAGCGAGCGGUUGGCGCGUUUGGCGGCUGCUGUGUUUCUGAGCAGAGACGUCCCGGUGCAUCUGUUCUCCUCCUACGUCCCCACACCCUACGUGCCUUUUGCUGUGCUGAAGUUGGGAGCUGCUGCUGGAAUCAUGAUCACAGCGUCGCACAAUCCCAAAGAUGAUAACGGAUACAAGGUGUACUGGAGCGCCGGUCCACAGAUCUGCUCCCCUCACGACCGACAGGUGCUGCUCUGUAUCAGAGAGCAGGAGGAGCCCUGGAGCGCCUCCUGCUGGAGCCUGGAGCUCAGCGCACACAGCCCCCUGAGGACAGACCCUCUAGAGGACAUCAACAAGGAGUACAUGAAGGACACGAGUCUGCUGUGCUACCACAGAUCUCUGAACAGGACGUCCCCUCUGAGGACAGUCCACUCGUCCUUCCAUGGCGUGGGACAUGUGUUCGUCCAGCGGGUCUUUGAGGUCUUCGGUCUGUCCGUGAUCCCGGUCCCGGAGCAGAAAGAUCCAGAUCCGGACUUCCCCACAGUCAGUGUCCCCAACCCCGAGGAGGGCGUCCCCGUCCUGAGCUUGUCCAUGUCUUUGGCCGAUGCAGAAGACGCUCCGUUGGUUUUGGCGACAGAUCCAGACGCAGACAGACUCGCUGUGGCCGAGAAGGAGCCAAGUGGUCAGUGGAGGGUUUUCUCUGGGAAUGAGAUGGCUGCUCUCCUCGGAUGGUGGAUGUUACUGAACCACAGAAAGACCCAGGACCGGACCCAGGACCGGACCCAGGACCGGACCCAGGACCGGACCCAGGACCGGACCCAGGACCCGAGACCAGAGCAGAAACUUUUCAUGUUGACGACCACAGUCUCCUCCAAGAUCCUCCAGAGCAUCUGCAUCAAAGAGGGACUCUGCUACGAGGAGACUCUUCCUGGGUUCAAAUGGAUCGGGAACAGGAUCCACGAGCUGCAGAAGUCUGGACAUAAAGUUCUCUUCUCCUUCGAGGAGUCCAUCGGGUUCCUCUGUGGGAGUCUUGUCCCGGAGAAGGACGGGGUGAGCACGGCGGCGGUUGUGGCAGAGAUGGCGUGUUUCCUCCAUCACCAAAACCUGAGUCUGAGCCAACAGCUGCAGCGAGUCUAUCACACCUAUGGUUACCACGUGUCCCGCACGUCGUACGUUGUCUGUCACGACCCACUCACGGUGAAUCGGAUUUUCUCUCGGCUCAGAGACUUCGAAGGUUCUGGGACGUACCCCAAAACCUGCGCCUCCUGCGGGAUCCUGCACGUGAGGGACAUCGGAGCCAACUACGACAGCCGCCAGCCCGAUCACAGAGGGGUGCUUCCUGUGAGUGGCGGUCACAUGAUCACGUUCUGGCUGGAGAAUGGCGUCACGGCAACACUCCGAACAAGCGGAACGGAACCCAAGAUUAAGAUGUACGCUGAGAUCUGCGGAGAGGCGGGAGAGAAGAGUGACGUGUCCAAGCUGGAGGCGGAGCUUCUCUCUGUCACUGCGUCGCUAUUGGACGAGUUUCUGGAGCCAGAGAAGAAUCACCUGAUUCGCCGCAGUCUUUAGCCCCGCCCUGCUGUGCUGUGAUUGGCUGAAACACUCUGUUAGCUUUAGCCGCUGAGCAUGCUGGGUAAAAGGCCAAAGACUUCAGACUUAGACGUGAUUACGUUCAUGUUUGAGUUUAGAGUUUAGCAGUUUACAGAUUAAAUGAGACGUUUUCUGUUUAAGACCUGACUCUGGCCCCGCCUCCUCAGAGCCACACAUCGCCAUAGCAACAAGGAGCAGAAUAAAAUUAAAGUUUAAGUAGGGGAUAUUACGCUAAAUCUUAGGUUUGUAUGCCUGAAGAGGUUUUGGAUGUCAUCCAUGCAUGUUUGACUAAUCUAGUGAUCUCUCCAGGGCCCUAUUCAACCCCUUAUGCUUAGCAGUACAAGCCUGUACGAGGCUCCGCCCACAAGAAUACAUCACCCAAGCUCCACACGACAAUCCUCCAUAAAUACACAAAAACAUGACACAAACUGUGCACUAUGACGUGACAAACCUGGUGUGAUAUGCAGUAGUGUCAUUAGUGCGACGCAGCUGAUGUUGUGAUAGUGCUCUGAAGGGGGAGGGGCUUAGCACAGAGAGCCAAAGGAGGAGAGACUCAGAGCAUAAAAAAACUCCAGUUUUAUUUAAGUUUUAUUUAACAGAGUUACAGGAACAUUUGGUUUGUUUUGAUUCAGGAAACUGUAAAAGUGCAGUGUGUUUGUGUUUUAGGCGUGUUCCUGUCGUGUUUUUAGCGUGUUUGUGUCUGAUGUUGCGUCUACUUCAGGAACGACUAAGUUUGGGUUUAAUAUUUAUUUUUUUUACGAGACAAAAAUAUUUAUGAAGCAAAAUGUAUUUUCAUAAACUACAGACACAGAGAGGCCUGAUUAGUCCUGGUUUAGACCUGGUUUAGACCUGGUUCUGACCUGGUUCUGACCUGGUUCAGUCCUGUUUUUUCUGGUUUGAACCUGCUUCUGUCCGUGGAGUGACACCUCUGUGUGACACAGAUCAUGUGUUGAUGUUGUUUUGUGUUUCAAUAAAGCUCUGAUUCAAACAGAUUUUGG
Molecule: messenger RNA, 3148 nt
Organism: Periophthalmus magnuspinnatus
Lineage: Eukaryota; Metazoa; Chordata; Actinopteri; Gobiiformes; Gobiidae
Gene: pgm2l1
Product: phosphoglucomutase 2-like 1
Exons: 14
Coding region: 192-2129 (645 amino acids)
Biological process (GO): carbohydrate metabolic process
Molecular function (GO): magnesium ion binding; glucose-1,6-bisphosphate synthase activity; intramolecular phosphotransferase activity
Source: RefSeq, a predicted model, not a curated record